Suillus clintonianus is the source of this 1815-nucleotide messenger RNA. RefSeq names its product Alpha/Beta hydrolase protein. The coding region runs from base 193 to 1566 and encodes 457 amino acids. Gene Ontology annotation, biological process: L-homoserine metabolic process. NCBI's taxonomy places the organism in Eukaryota, Fungi, Basidiomycota, Agaricomycetes, Boletales, Suillaceae. The record is from RefSeq and is a predicted model, not a curated record. The transcript has 3 exons. Gene Ontology annotation, molecular function: homoserine O-acetyltransferase activity.
CCCACGACGAACUCGAGGCUCAUGCGAGUCAUUUACCGUCAUGUCUGCCUAGCUACACACACUUUCUUUUCGUAACUUUCGACAUUAUCAUUAUAUAUCUCUUUUCAUCUAUCUCCUCAAUUUUGUUUUCGCCAACGCUUGCGUGCUAUAACGGACCGAGUCACAAGUGGUUCUAGCUGCAAGUAGCUCAUCAUGUCUGUUGUUGCACCCUUGGUCGAACAGAACAUUUACGUUGUUCCAUCGUUUGCUCUUGAGAAUGGGAGAAUAUUACGGGAGGUCCCAGUUGCCUACAAGACUUGGGGCAAAUUGAAUGACACUAGAGACAAUGUUAUGAUCAUAUGUCACGCAUUCACGGGCAGCGCAGACGUAGAGGAUUGGUGGGGCCCUCUUAUCGGACGCGGGAAGGCCUUUGACCCCAAUCGCUUUUUCAUUUUCUGUGCUAAUGUUAUGGGCUCACCAUAUGGAUCAGCAUCUCCUGUGACAAUUAAUCCAGAGACUGGGAAACCUUAUGGCCCAGAAUUCCCCCAGACAUCAAUACGUGAUGAUGUGCGGCUGCACAAGCUCGUUCUUGACGAUUUGGGAGUUUCUAGCGUUGCUGUAGCCAUUGGAGGUUCCAUGGGUGGAAUGGCUGUACUUGAAUGGCCUCUGUGCAGCCCCCCGGGUUAUGUUCGCCAUAUCAUUCCUUUGGCUACGUCUGCGCGGCACUCUGCUUGGUGUAUCAGCUGGGGAGAGGCACAGCGUCAAAGCAUCUAUAGCGACCCCCUUUACGACGACGGGUACUAUGCAACACAACCUUCAACAGGCUUAGCUGCUGCUCGAAUGGCCGCACUUUUAACAUAUCGGUCACGCGACUCGUUCGAGAGUCGCUUUGGACGUCGCCCUCAAGUUCCCCCCGUCCCAGAGUCUAGCGCUGUCACACCUUUAUCUAUUACACUUGCUGAUCAUGAUCUUGCUGCCCAUAACGAGGGUCACAAAAAAGUGACUCGCGCACGCCUCCAAACUCAAACCUCAGCCGCAUCAUCUCCGCCUCAUUCUCCAACAGAAGGGCAGAACGGCACGGGGUCUAUCUCACCCCCUGCACCUUUCUCAGCGCAGUCGUACCUGCGCUAUCAAGGCGCCAAAUUCGUGUCGCGCUUUGACGCUAAUUGUUACAUCCAUAUCACUCGCAAGAUGGAUACGCAUGAUGUCGCUCGAGGACGGACUUCCACUACCGAAGAUCCUUCUUCGCCAACAGCACAAUCAACUGCUCUCGCCGCUGUCAUUGGAACUCUCCCUCCACGCGCCUUGGUGAUCAGCGUCGAAACGGACGGCCUGUUCACUCCUUCUGAACAAAAGGAGCUUGCAACGCACAUACCUGAUGCAGAACUCGUUGUCAUUCCAUCGCCUGAUGGCCACGAUGGCUUCUUGCUUGAAUUCGAACGGAUCAACACCCAUGUUUCCAGAUUCCUUAGGAGGGAGUUUCCAGAAUUAUAUGAGAGAGAUGAGGAAGAUAUCAUCGAGGGGGACUUCGCGGUGAAGAAGACGAGCCUGUUUGGAGAGGCUGAGGUAGAUAUUACACGGUGGUAGGGAUCGCUCAACCGAUUUUUAUGACAUUCCAAUGUGCUUCUGGUUCUCAUGAGGGGAGACGAGUCUUAUUUCGUUUAUUCCUGGUGUUCUGAAUGAGGAAUAGAUGAUCGAGGGGGCAGGUCCGCUCGCUCUAGCGUCAAUGCCACUAAUGCAAGUUGAAUAUCAUACAUUAUGUAUCAUAUACAGGUAUAUAUACACGCCAGCAUAGCUAGGUUGAUAGACGUUUGUCAAAUAUUCUGCAGACUGUCG